Messenger RNA from Penicillium canariense, 1725 nucleotides. RefSeq lists its product as uncharacterized. The transcript has a single exon. Lineage: Eukaryota; Fungi; Ascomycota; Eurotiomycetes; Eurotiales; Aspergillaceae. Bases 1 to 1725 code for a protein of 574 amino acids. The record is from RefSeq and is a predicted model, not a curated record.
AUGGACAACGGGACCUCGGCAACCGACAUUAUCACCUACAUUGGCGUUCCUCUCGCUGUGAUUGGUGUUCUCCCGAUUCUCUACACGUCCUUCCGGGCUCUAUGGACACAGCGAUUGAUCAGGUCAACUCUCAAUCGCCAUGGUCUACUCGACUCCCUUACACGUGUCAGUCUUAUUGGGGGCAUUGUAGAGGUGGAGUUGCCGCGAUGCUCGAUCACCCCACUCGAUCGCGAGUCAGAUGCCAAAUACUGGAAAUUGAACGCGUCUCAUGUGCCCCUGAAGGGCGGCAGCUGGUCAAUGUUUCACUGGAACCGGCUGGUCACUGGGAGAGUGAUGUAUCGCUGCCAAUUCAAGGACGAAUUGACUAUCCCGCAGGCGGAUAUUGAUUUUGAAGAGCUUGUCGCGUUUCUGCUCGACCGUGGAGCUGUUCCAGACCCCCAUGGAUGGCAUAUACUGAAAACAGUCGGUCUCUGGACACCGCCGGGCACAGCAAUGCUGCGCCCGCCACGAGGCAUGUCCGGAGCGGUUCUUACAGUUGCGCCACCGGACGAUUCUGAUGGAGUGCUGAGCUUACAGGUCAAUUGGGAAGUGCAAUGGGACCAGAGGAACUCAAACAGCUUGCCUCCUUUCUGGACAAGACUUGAACAGCCGAGAUCAGUCAAAGCGGACAGCGACGAAGGGAUCUUUUCUGCAUCGAUGAAAGAGCUCAAGGGUGCUGCAGGGUCUGAAAUUGGACAGGGCAAGACAUUGAGUCGUCAAAAUACACUUGUGGCUGAUUCAAUUGCAGAGUCCAGUUCUUCAAAACCAUUCUCACUUCUGACUGAGAUUGAGGAAAUGAAAGCACUUGUCACGAAGUCCGACGCUGUUAGUGUCCGAUUCAAGAUAGAUCACGACCAUGUGAAGCGCGUGAUUUUUGAGUGUGAUAGCGCCCCGACUGGUGAGCCUCGGGACCUUUCCAGUCUCGGAGAUAUAUUUGGUCUGUGGCUUGCCUGUACUGCCUCCGCAUUGAGUCAAGAUGGAGACUCCGGGUUAUGGAACUUCGCCAUUCCGAGCCAUAUUGCUGAGUUUACGCGACAAAAGUCAAUACCCUGUGGCGUGAUGGUUGUGCUGGGUCUUUUGAGCGAAGACAACGUGCCACCUUGGGCCUCGCCGCCACCCUCGACAGUGGAAUCAAGGUUCGAUACUCAACAGCGAAUGGAAGAGGAUUCACUAGCUCGACGAAUGGAAGGCGCCAUGCCACCAGUGCAGGCUGCAGAAGCCAGAAGGGUCAGAAUGCUGCGCGAGUCACAGCGAUUUCAUCAGAGCCACCUCAGGAGGUUGCAAGCUCAGGAAGAGUACCAACAACGACGACUAAUUGAAGCCAUCCAAUCGCCACGGCUAGACAAUCAAGUCAUCGCUGAGGCCAACCUUGCCUACCUCGUGAGUCAGGAUAUCGUGCCUAGCACCUAUACGCUCCGUGAUUUAGCCCAAGCUGUGCUGUAUCUUAUGAUACUGGACGAAGGCCAAGCGAAGCUCAUCUCUGAUAUCCUUGAGAGAUGGAUGUUAUGGUGCCAGUUUGGGGGUAUGCAGAAGGUCCAACUGACGUUGUUGAUGGAGAACAAGGUUGCGUUCUGCUAUGCCUCUGCGCUUGUUGCUGUGGUGCAGCGAGCCAAUUCGGCGGGUGGCAACUUGUCCUCGGAUAUGCUUGACUGCAUGAGGUCGUGGAAAAGGGUGAGGCUGGGAUAG